Messenger RNA from Solenopsis invicta (red fire ant), 876 nucleotides. RefSeq names its product E3 ubiquitin-protein ligase HUWE1-like. Gene Ontology annotation, molecular function: ubiquitin-protein transferase activity. Gene Ontology annotation, cellular component: nucleus. NCBI's taxonomy places the organism in Eukaryota, Metazoa, Arthropoda, Insecta, Hymenoptera, Formicidae. The record is from RefSeq and is a predicted model, not a curated record. The coding region runs from base 148 to 435 and encodes 95 amino acids. Gene Ontology annotation, biological process: proteasome-mediated ubiquitin-dependent protein catabolic process; positive regulation of protein catabolic process; protein polyubiquitination. The transcript is spliced from 4 exons.
UCUAGGUGAAUUAAUUUGGCGUCAACAAUGUGCGAAAUUUAAUACCAAAUGGACGUAAUACAGUUAUUGUUAUGGAAAAGACCAAACUUGAAUAUAUUAGGCUCAUGUGUCAAAUGAAAAUGACUGGAGCAAUUUGUAAGCAAUUCAAUGGUUCUGGUGUGUAGAUUCAAUGGUUCUGGUGCAUUGCGAGGUUUUAAUCAAGCGGAUUGUUCGAAGUUCUUACAAUUUAUCACUGGUACAUCUAAAGUGUCGUUACAAAGUUUUGCUACGUUAGAAGGCAUGAACGGCAUACAAAAGUUCCAAAUUCACAGAGAAGACAAGUUGACAGACAGGCUUUCAUUUGCACAUAUUUGGUUAAUAUAUGAAAAAAGAAAUUGUUUUAAUACCUUGUCAUAUUUUCAAUCAACUAGAUUUGCCAGUGUACGAGACGUAUGAUAAACUCUAAACAAAUCUACUCAAGGCGACUUACGAAUGCACCAAAGAAUUUGGAUUUGCAUAAGCUUACCAGAAUUUGCUCCAGUACAAUUUCAAUUUCAAUCGAUACAAUUUCGCGUUCAAUCGAUGAUAUUCUAGAGACCAAACUUAUGGUUGGAUCUUUACAGCCAGUGAUAACAUUCCGGACGUGCAAUAGCCUAUUGCUUGCAAAAUUUUUAACGUACUUACAAAAAUUGUUAUACGCAAUGUUAUAUAUAAAACUAUCUUGUGAACGUAGCGAAUCACAGUGCUCUAAUUACUAUAAUAUGUAUUAUUACACUUAUACGACUUUAUAAAAUGAAAUAUAUAUUUUCAUUUUAUUAUACACAUUAAUUCUCAUGUAAUUAAUGGACAAUAAUUUAUUCGUUAAUAUAUACGCUAAUAAAUACGCUGAUUUUAAAA